Messenger RNA from Peromyscus maniculatus bairdii (prairie deer mouse), 5028 nucleotides. Lineage: Eukaryota; Metazoa; Chordata; Mammalia; Rodentia; Cricetidae. The record is from RefSeq and is a predicted model, not a curated record.
GCAAGAGCAGCCAGUGCUCUUAAACGCGGAGUCAUCUCUCCAGCCCGUCCCCUGCAGUCUUUAUUGUCAGGACAGGUAGCUAUAAGGGCUUGUUAUUGUGUGAUAAUCUUCUUUCUGGAUAGCAGUAAGUGAGCUCUAUAGAGGUCAGAGCAAGUGGACCAAGGCUGGGAAAGCCCCUGUGCAAGGAGAAUGCUUAAUAAGAGACCCUGAAGAAUGAGAAGAAGCCAGCACUGGGACAGCCUGCUGAGGGAGACGAAGGCUCAGCGUGUUUGGGAACAGAAUGGAAUGCAGUGUGUCCAGGGCGAGGGAGGAAUGCAGCAUGGAGAAGGCUGGGGUGGGUAGGUAGGUUCCAAGCAGUGCUGGAGAGCAGCAUCUGGAGUCCAUGGGGCUCCGAUGUCUCUUCAGAAAGCUCUCACUGGGCGCCUGUGGUGGAGGAGCUCUUCUCCCUAGGACCGGACUCGGGUUGCCAAUCAGAGUGUCUUGGGAAAUAAUGAGGUCUGUGCAAGAGGAGAUCAGUUAGGCAGAGAGCGUCUGGUGUCUGUGUGCCAAGCCUUGGGCACUCCUGGCUGGAGCUGUUCUGUGUUAGUUUUAUCCAGUGUGCCUGGGGCAGCAGUGGCCUCUCCCUCUGGUGGUUGACAAGCCAGCAGGAGACAAGUGAAGAGCAGAAGUUGUGGUCAGGCCUUAACUGUAGCAAGAAUCCCACAGAUGCUGUCCUGGGAGGCCUCAUAACUUACUGGGAUUCAGUUCUUUCCAUCCUGUGUGAUGCGAUGCUGUGGCUUGUUGGAUCUGUGUACCCAGUGCAUGUUGUUGAGUAAGUAGCUGGUAGCACAGGCUGGAACUUUGUUGUUGUCUUGAGAGGAGCAAGGCAUUAGUGCAGGUCAGGGGCUCAGGACAGUGCUGCCAGCUGUUAGUACCCAGGGUAUUCUGGUCUCAGCUAGUUAUUGGAGUCAGGGCUUGAUAGCUAUGUUAUUCUCCUGCCGAACUGUUGAUCAUCAUGGGUUUCUUUGGGCCCUGCUUAGUUACUGUCCUGUUCUAGGAGCCCGGACCCCAAGUUUUCUUCUUCCCUGUCCCAGGCCUGGGCGUGGGGUGAUGAGAGUAUAGUUGGGCUGUGUUUGUGUGUGUGGUGUCCAGGCAACAGCCGCAGCCUCGAGAUGAGCAUACUUCCUCUCUCCCGGCUGCCACCACCCCACACCUCACCAGGCAGCCUUGGGGGAUCUGCUGGGAUAGGCAGCAGCUGUGCACUAGAGGUCAUGAGAGCAUUUGGAUUUGUUCAGCAAAUAAAGUGAAUCUGAAGCCAGAAGUUCAGAUGAUAUCCUUGCUCGGAUACAGGACAGUGCAUACAGGCUCAUGGGAUGGGCCAAGGUCACUGCAGGCCGUUUAGCUUUUCCUUGCAGGCUCUGGAUGGUCCACACUGAGGACUUCAUCAGGCCUCAAGCUGAAAAUGAAAGUGACUUCUUGUACUGCAGGGAGGCAGUCCGGAGGCUGAGGUGGUGGGCUCUGGGUUCCCUGGCAGGAUUGGGUGCUGGUCACAGUGCUGAGCACAUGUGCUGUACCUGUGGAGCUCCUGUGCAGGGCAGACCCGUGUGGAGUCUGCUCUGGGGCUGGGAGGGGUGUGUGUGCUUGGUCACUGUGCUGCGCCUUGUCCGUCAGAGGUCGGCAGGUGUGUGUGACAAAUGGAUUAUGCCCGUGCUUGCAGGGCGCCAUGUUUUGGAAGUUUGACCUGCACACAAGCUCUCACCUGGACACACUGCUGGAGAAGGAGGACCUGAGCCUGCCGGAGCUUCUGGACGAGGAGGACGUGCUGCAGGAGUGCAAGGUUGUCAACCGGAAGCUCCUGGACUUCCUGCUGCAGCCAUCCCACCUGCAGGCCAUGGUGGCUUGGGUCACCCAGGAGCCCCCGGCCAGUGGUGAGGAGCGGCUACGCUACAAGUACCCUAGUGUGGCCUGUGAGAUCCUGACCUCUGAUGUGCCCCAGAUCAACGAUGCCCUGGGUGCAGAUGAGUCCCUCCUAAACCGGCUCUAUGGCUUCCUGCAGAGUGGUGACAGCCUCAACCCGUUACUUGCUAGCUUUUUCAGCAAGGUCAUGGGCAUUCUCAUCAAUCGCAAGACAGACCAGCUUGUGUCCUUCCUGCGCAAGAAAGAUGACUUUGUGGACCUGUUGCUGCGGCACAUUGGCACCUCGGCCAUCAUGGACCUUCUGUUGCGCCUGCUUACUUGCGUGGAGCGGCCCCAAUUGCGGCAGGAUGUCUUCAAUUGGCUCAACGAAGAAAAGAUUGUCCAGCGGCUCAUUGAGCAGAUCCACCCAUCAAAGGAUGACAAUCAACAUUCCAAUGCAUCCCAGUCCCUGUGUGACAUCAUCCGCCUCAGCCGGGAGCAGAUGAUCCAAGGCCAGGACAGUCCGGAGCCAGACCAGCUGUUGGCCACCUUGGAGAAGCAGGAGACCAUUGAGCAGCUCCUGAGUAACAUGUUUGAGGGGGAGCAGUGCCAGUCCGUCAUUGUCAGUGGGAUCCAAGUGCUGCUGACCCUCCUGGAGCCUAGGAGGCCACGGUCUGACUCUGUGACCAUGAACAACUUCUUUAGCAGCGUGGAUGGGCAGUUGGAGCUCCUGGCCCAGGGGGCCCUGGAUAAUGCAGUAUCCAGUAUGGGUGCCUUGCAUGCCCUGCGUCCCCGGCUUGCCCGCUUCCAUCAGCUCCUGCUUGAGCCUCCCAAGCUGGAGCCUCUCCAGAUGACGUGGGGCAGCCUGGUCCCACCACUGGGUAACACAAGGUUACAUGUGGUCAAGCUCCUGGCCAGUGCUCUGAGUACCAACGCUGCUGCCUUGACACAGGAGCUCCUGGUGCUGGAUGUGCCCAACACCUUACUGGACCUCUUCUUCCACUACGUAUUCAACAACUUCCUGCAUGCUCAAGUGGAGGUGUGUGUGAGCGCCAUGCUGAGUUCCGGGCCCCCUCCAGACAGCAGCUCUGAGACACCUGUCCCAAACCCUAUCUUGAAACAUCUCCUUCAGCACUGCCGCCUGGUGGAGCGCAUCCUGGCGUCCUGGGAGGAGAACGACCAUGUGCAGUCUGGAGGGGGCCCAAGGAAAGGCUAUAUGGGCCACCUGACUCGGGUGGCCAACGCCGUGGUGCAGAAUGCAGAACAGGGGCCCAAUGCUGAGCAACUGGGGCAGCUACUAAAGGAGCUGCCAGAAGAUCAGCAGCAGCGGUGGGAAGCCUUUGUGUCAGGACCCCUGGCUGAGACCAACAAGAAGAACACAGUAGAUCUGGUGAACACUCACCACCUGCACUCCUCCAGUGAUGACGAGGAUGACCGCCUCAAGGAGUUCAACUUCCCCGAGGAGGCUGUCCUGCAGCAGGCUUUCAUGGACUUCCAGAUGCAACGCAUGACCUCAGCCUUCAUUGACCACUUUGGCUUUAAUGAUGAGGAAUUCGGGGAGCAGGAGGAAAGUGUGAAUGCGCCAUUUGACAAGACUGCCAACAUCACCUUCUCCUUAAAUGCUGAUGAUGAGAAUCCCAAUGCCAACCUGCUUGAGAUAUGCUACAAGGACCGCAUCCAGCAGUUCGAUGACGAGGAGGAGGAGGAGGAGGAGGAGGGCCAAGGCUCAGCAGAGUCAGAUGGAGAAUAUGGCGCCUGGCAGGGCAGCCAGCCAGCGAGGGUGUCCCAUGCAGGCCAGCCCCCCGGUGUCCGGAGUGGAGGAAGCACAGACAGCGAGGAUGAGGAGGAGGAGGAGGAAGAAGAGGAUGAGGAGGAGGGGGCUGGCCAGGCCGUCUCUGGGAGGACCAGCCCUUCCUCCUUGCCCAGCCCCAGCCCUCAGCCUUCUGGCCCAAGUUGGACAGCCACCUUUGACCCAGUGCCUAUGGAUGCCCCAACAGGACCCUCAGUUUCCAAGGAGGCAGACAUAUCCUCCACCCAGAUCCUGACCAGCCCUCCAGCCCACGAUGCCCCACAGCUCAGGUCUCAGGACCCCACACCCCCCUCAGCACCUCAGGAAGUCACAGAUAGCAGCAAAGUAGCAGAGCCCUUGGCCCCCUGCCAGGCCUUGGUUAGUGUUGCGGAUGUCCAGGCCACUCUGCACGGGAUGCGCUCCGCCCCCAGCUCCUUGGACAGUGCAACCAGAGACCCCUCUACCUCUGUCCCAGCCUUUGAGGCCCGCCAGUCCCCUCAGACCGUGGAGGGGGAGAAGAGCCCAGAACCUUUGGGGCUUCCCCAAAGCCAGAGUGCCCAGGCCCUUGAGAUGCCCAAUGGCUCUACCCCAGCAGGGCCUGUUUCAUCGGGUUCCCAGUAGCUGCCCAGCGGCAGCGGUGGCCAAAUCCUCUGUCCUUCCCAUGGAAUCCCCCAGUGGGGCAGGAUGGGUCCUUUGGUGGCCCUCUACCCCAUUAUAUCCUACAUUCUCUCCUCUGGACUCCAAAGGAGGCUGGUGCCAGGGAGAUGCCCUCACCCACCCCCAUUUGCACUGAGAAGAGAAACUAUGGAGCUUUGUCUCCUAGAAUAAAGAUAGUCACAUAGAGAGAAAGGAGAGAGAGAAAAAAAAAAAGAGAGAGAGAGAAACAUAUAUUAUAUAUUAUAUAUAUAUAUAUAUAUAUAUUGAAGGAGGAGUAAGAAAGGAAGCCAGGACAAUAACUGGGUCAGCAGCUCUGAAGCACAACCUCCCCGUCUGUCCCAGCGGGGACUGGCGCUGGGGUUUGAGGCCGCUGACCCGUGCUCUGGUGCAGAUGCUUACACCCAGCCUUUCACUCAGGACCACCUUGGGGUGUAACAGAGGGCAUUAGGCCCAUAUGGCCAUGCGUUUGUUCAGACCUUGCACUUCGACCAGGCAUCUGGCCCCUGGCCCUGGGGAGCAGGGCUUCCCUGGCAACGUCCCCAGAGGCCCAGAACCGGGGAUUCUGGGUGCCCAAUGCCCUGAGGGUCCCAGCACUGCUGCCAAGUGGCCUUGUCCCAGCUCCUUCCCCCAGGCUGGCGUGAGUGUGCAAGUAUGUGUGCAGAGCUUGUGUUUCAUACUGCAAAUAUAAAUAAAGGAAGACAGCUGAA